This is a messenger RNA of Dovyalis caffra, 666 nucleotides long. The record is from the annotation of a GenBank genome assembly. Lineage: Eukaryota; Viridiplantae; Streptophyta; Magnoliopsida; Malpighiales; Salicaceae.
AUGGCGGGGGUUUUGUCACUCCUCAGGCGCCUAUACCUCACGGUCUAUAACUGGACAGUCUUCUUUGGCUGGUCUCAGGUGUUGUUUCUUGCAGUGAAAACUUUGAAAGAUUCGGGCCAUGAACAUGUCUAUAAUGCUGUCGAGAAGCCCCUUCAGCUCGCUCAAACUGCUGCUGUUUUGGAAAUUCUUCACGGUCUAGUUGGAUUGGUGAGGUCUCCAAUAACAGCAACACUGCCCCAGAUAGGCUCAAGAUUGUAUCUAACAUGGGGCAUCUUAUAUAGUUUCCCCGAGAUUCGAUCUAACUUUCUUGUUACUUCUUUGGUCAUUAGCUGGUCAAUCACUGAGAUUAUUCGGUAUUCUUUCUUUGGCAUGAAGGAGGUACUUGGUUUUGCACCUUCGUGGCUCAUGUGGCUCAGGUAUAGCACCUUUUUGCUGUUGUACCCGACUGGUAUCAGCAGCGAGGUUGGUCUAGUAUAUUUUGCCUUGCCAUACAUGAAGGAAUCUGAGAAGUAUUGUAUAAGGAUGCCCAACAAAUGGAACUAUUCUUUUGACAACUUCUGUGCUGCAAUUCUUGUACUUGGAACUUACAUCCCAGGCAGUCCUCACAUGUACGGCUAUAUGCUUGGGCAGAGAAAGAAAGCUCUCUCAAAAUCGAAAAGGGAGUAG